Molecule: messenger RNA, 1756 nt
Organism: Diabrotica virgifera virgifera (western corn rootworm)
Lineage: Eukaryota; Metazoa; Arthropoda; Insecta; Coleoptera; Chrysomelidae
Gene: Ifrd1
Product: interferon-related developmental regulator 2
Exons: 7
Coding region: 267-1559 (430 amino acids)
Source: RefSeq, a predicted model, not a curated record
AAACGCGCUGAUCCGAAGUUGCACGAAUCUAUGCGGAAAGUGACAAUAUAACAUUUUUUCGCGGUCAAAAGAAGCGAAGUUGAUCACAUUCUGUUCAACUGAAACCAUGUUAUUGAGUUUUACAACAUUUUCAUCUAAAGUUAAAUGUCAAGUGUCGAGUAUAGGUGGUCAAAACACUUUAAAAAACAGUCUACCGUCUUGAUUAAGUGCUAAAUUAGUUGUUUUAUUUAGUAAAUUUAAGAAUAAGUUUAUUUAAUUUUGUGACCAUGCCGAAAGGAAAACGAAAGGGAAGGUCUGAUCGCGGGCGAAACGACGGCUCCCUAAAUUCAUCCGACGAUGAAUCUUUUAUGGACAACGCAAGUGUUGUCAGUAACUAUUCCGAAAACAAAAGCGGAGAAGAGUGCGAGGACGCUGAUCUUCUCGCACAGGAACAACUGGAAGAAAAAUUAGUAGAAAUCCUCGAUGGACUCACCCAGAAAUCAUCCCAGGGCAGAAUCAAUUGCUUCGAUACGCUAACCAAAGGUUUUGUCAAGAAAUGUAUGCCUGGAUUUAUCAGAGAUCGUCAGUUCACAAUCUGUGACAGCAUAGAAAGGAGUUUGAAAAAAGGAGGAGGUCCCGAAAAAAUAGCUGCUGCCGAGUUAGCCACCGUUAUUUGUGUCCAGCUCGGAGGCGAAGAUGCAACCGAAGACAUUUGCAGGCUGCUGAAACCGAUCUUGCUUAGUUUGAUUUGCGACAACUCGGUUGCUGCACCUGUUAGAGCAAAAUGCUGCACUGCUUUAGGAAACAUCAUAUUCUUAUCAGGAGGCGAAAUAGGAGACGUUCUUCUCCUGAUGCAACAAUUGGAGGCUAUCUAUUCCGCCAGUUACUUAAAAGGCGAUGGAACCGUUCCGACCAUCAGUCCAGAUCUAGGAGUACUUCACGCGGCUGCCAUCCAAUCUUGGAAUUUACUUUUCACGUUACUCUCUCCGGGAAAUAUUGGAACCAUGAUUAACAAUUCUAAAGCUUUACCCUCACUCGAAAAACUCUCAGAACUGUUGGAAUCGGCACAUUUAGACGUCAGAAUGGCCGCAGGCGAAUCUUUAGCACUAAUAUACGAAUUAGGUAGAGAAGAAAGUGAGGACUUCGAAGAAGAGUUUGCACUAGAUGUCACAGAAACUUUAAAACAGUUAGCUACAGAUUCUCAUAAAUACAGAGCGAAGAAAGACAGGAAACAACAGAGGGCCACGUUUAGGGAUAUACUACAAUUUAUAGAGAGUGACAUAGUACCUGAAUUGCAGAUUAAAUUUGGAAAGGAAACGUUGGUGCUUGAUUCGUGGAUAAGAAGGAAGCAAUACGAGAUGUUGUGCAAUAUCUUAGGACCAAGUAUAAAUGUGCAUUUGACCGAAAAUGAUCUGCUUAGGGAUAUUUUCGAAAUCGCCCUUCCUGCUCCCAGCAGCGAAAUGCCCGCCCAUGCUCAACACCAAAUGGAAAGGUAUAGAAAGCGAUUGAUAAAUGCAGCUAACUUCAAGGCGAGAACUUUAUCGAGGGCGAGGAAUAGGGACAAACGGUCAGAUUUCUAGUUACCAUCAUCAGCAGGAUCUAUUUUCUAUAUACUUUAAUUUAGCACAAUUUUUAUAGUGAUUAUCUAUUUCUUGUAUAUGAUCGCUAUUUAUUAAAUUAUUUAAAAGUUAUUAUGUAACUAUUAUUAUUUAUAGGUGUGACAUAUUAAUAAUUAUUGUAAAAUCAUUUGUUUUUGGAAUACACAAUUUAAAAAUUA